AUGGAAAGUGAAGAUAACGCCAAAGCUCAAGUACGAUCCAUACUUGGACCAACUAAGGACGCCGAAUUUCUACAAAGUUUUGUGAGAAUUGGAGUGGGGGAAGACGAUGAAGAGAUUCCCAUACCGAAAGCGUCGAUCAGCAAAAGAGCUCCACCAACUGCUGAGAAGAUCGAAUCAUUUGGCGAAGAUGACAAACAAUCUGCUGAUAGAAAGGAAUCGAUUAAGCCCCAGAAGAAAAAGUUCCGCCGUAAGCCAAAACGGGAAAGACGAAUUCGCCAAGAGGAACUGUAUACCGACAAGGAUCGUGCUGCGGCGGUAGUCAUGGGAUAUAAGGACAUUAAGCUGUCUCUUAACAUGAAAGACAAAGCUGAAAGGAGCAGUGCAUUGCAGAUUCCAGCUGAGGCUGAUGCCGGCACACUCUUAGCUCUCGCACGCGCUGAGAUGAUGAGGGAGAGAUAUCGCACGGCUUUAAUGUUUGUUGAUAAGGCAAUAGAGUUAGCUCCCGAAGAAAAAGCAGCUUAUGUAGCCCGAAGUAAAUGCUAUUUACUUCUUGGGGAACCCCGGCGUGCACUGGAAGAUGCGGAGACGGCGCUAAAACUCGACCCAAAGCACGCAAAGGCAUUGCUUCAGAAAGCGGAAGCUCUGUACUAUUGCGGGGAGUUUGAAAUGAGUUUGGUGCAUUACCAUAGGGGUCUUCGGGCGCGGCCUGAUUUAAGCGAAUUCAGACUCGGAGUACAAAAAGCUCAGGAAGCAAUUGAAAAUACAAUUGGAUCAGUAAAGCAGGUGAAGAAAGGAGGGAAACGCACCAGUUCAAAAUCCCGUCCAGUUUUAGGGCAAUUAAUGUCUGAUAAAAUAUAUCUCGAGAAUCUCCUUAAAAAUCCUGAUCUAGCUAUAGCAGACAAGAAAAAUGACGUAGUAAUGAAACAAGCUGAAGAAGCUAUCCGCUUUUUGGAAAAUAGAGAAGAGUUUUGGCGGCAACAACAAACAGCGAAGCGACACUAAGAAAUCUUUUUAAUUAUAAGAACAUAAUAAUUUCUACUUAUUAGUGUAGUUAUAGUAGU
Molecule: messenger RNA, 1061 nt
Organism: Zerene cesonia (dogface butterfly)
Lineage: Eukaryota; Metazoa; Arthropoda; Insecta; Lepidoptera; Pieridae
Product: tetratricopeptide repeat protein 25
Exons: 3
Coding region: 1-1002 (333 amino acids)
Cellular component (GO): cytoplasm
Molecular function (GO): protein binding
Source: RefSeq, a predicted model, not a curated record